This is a messenger RNA of Daphnia pulicaria, 1996 nucleotides long. RefSeq names its product tectonic-3-like. The transcript is spliced from 2 exons. Gene Ontology annotation, biological process: cilium assembly. The coding region runs from base 1 to 1983 and encodes 660 amino acids. Lineage: Eukaryota; Metazoa; Arthropoda; Branchiopoda; Diplostraca; Daphniidae. Gene Ontology annotation, cellular component: ciliary transition zone. The record is from RefSeq and is a predicted model, not a curated record.
AUGGCCAAGUUACCCACUCUUCAGCUGCUGUUCGUCAUUCUACAAUUUGCCCUGCUCAUCUCCAAAACUUUCGUCUUUUCCCAGUCCGCGACGCAAAGUGCAGUCGAUCCAUCUGAAAGUAAUAACCAAACCGACUUGAAUCGAAAAAACCAGUCGAGCACCUUCGAUUCGACGACGGCGGCGACACCUAUGUCAGAGAAUUUAACCAAUUCCUUAUCAACAGCAGAUAAUAAUCUAGAUGAGAAUAUUUUCCUUUAUCUCAACACCGAGUCGUCGUCGGAAUCCAUUCCGACAACGACCGUCGCUCCCGAGCCACCGGAAUCGGAUCCGUUCGAUUACAAUUUGUUCUUCUGCACUUGCGAUUUGAUUGGCGGAGAGUGUGACGUCAACUGCUGCUGCGAUCCCGACUGCAGCCAGGACGACCUCCGCCUAUUCAAUGGCUGCUGGUCGCCGCCCAGUUCGUAUUUCGACCGUUACUACUGCUCGCCGGAUCCUGAUCGUUACGGACUCGUAUGGAACAAUACGCCGGAAUUCCGCGUCCAGUGGAGUUCUCGCAGCGGAAUGUUCUGCAUCGUCACAGACAACGUCCCUAAAAAGAGAUUGUUCCAAGAUCGAGCUCCCGUUACCGAAGAUGAGCUUUUAAAACAGAUCUCACCCAAAUUGUCCGGCAGAUGGAACGAUCCGGAGAGCCAAGAGCCAAGUGCCCGAUUGGAACAAUGGAUUUAUCAGCCGUACUACAAGCAAGGGUCGCCCAUCUUCACUCUCCACAUCAACGGGAUCGUUAGCGUCUUGAAGUUACCGCGUUCGCUCAAUAGCGCUUCGUGCAACACGGCCCAAACGGUCCAUUUCCUGGAAUCUGAUAACGAUUACCAGUGCAGUCUGCCGGGCGAGGAUCGAUGCCGUCCAACGAUUCGUCUUGAAGAAUGGCUGGCCAAUUUAGCUGUCUUCCGGCUUCCGUCUUAUUCGCUCUCUUCGAACGGCAACGCCGGCAAUAGCAGCGCCCGAUGGGGCGACAUGGACAAGUUGGCGCCGGUGGUUGUCAGAAUCUGCGAGAACUCUUAUUCCGGAUGCAGAUCGGAUCUUCCAGCACCUGAGCCCAGCUGUCGGAAUUCGCUGGCCACCGUAACGUUGCGCAUUACUCACAACGGGACAGAAGGCAUCCGCUCCGUUUUGGCGGAUCUGCUCUACACGUCGGCGUCGGCGGGACCGGUCCGUUUCCAAACGAUCCAUCAAUCACUGGCCGAAAUGAACCGACCGAGUGGCGGUGCGAAUAAUCCGCUGAGAACACGGUCGGGAAACCCUGGCUACCUGACGGGCAAACCCCUUCUGGUUGCCAAAUUGAACUCGUCCAGCGGAGAAGGAGCUUACCAAACGCUGGACGUCUUCCCCGGCACGCCCAAAUCCCGGCUGAUCCGAUUUGGAGAGGACAGUUACCACGCUUUCCGUAUGAAUGGGAUCAAGAUGGACAAUCGGACUCAAUGGUGCACAAACUGGAGCCAAUUCGUCCUGGAAUCUUUCUGGGGUCCGCAAUUGCAACUGCUUCGCUUGGGGGCUUUCGGCAACGUCGAGCUGAACGAAACGGAAGUCUCCAGCUCUCUGUGGCUGGCCAUCAGGAUCCAGACGGAAGAGCUGAGCUGCUUCGAUUCGCUCAUCCACGGCCAACUGGUCGUCGCCUACGCCAAAUCGGGGUCGUACGACCAACCGCAGAACAAACUGCUGGGCGCUGGGUUGACGCUGAGGUCGUCCGGUGCGGAUUGUCUCGUCGAAUCGUCCAACAGGUGCUCCCUCCAGCUGACUCAAACCGUUUCGUUCGUCAUGUCGGAUUCUCCCACGUUCAUGGUUCUGCCUCAACCGCCCCGUUGGAAAAUCCAGUUACCUCACGAUUUCUUUUAUCCUUUUCUUUUGUCCUCGGCCGGAAGCGUAUUAUUAAGUCCGUCCAUCACGCUUCCUCUAUUUCUCGUCGUCGUGUUUUAUGGCCGUUAGAUGGUGUUCACUG